AUGGUCACCCUCAGCAACCCACUCGCGCGGCAGCCAGAGUCGUAUAGUAAGAAGAAAGAGUACACAUUCAACAAGACCAUCGGAGAAGGCACUUUUGGCAUCGUCAGAUCAGCAACAUGGAAAGCAGCAGAUCCUCCCAUCGAUGUUGCCAUCAAGGUCAUUGCGAAAAAGAACCUCAAAGGUCACACGGAGCUCGUGGAAGGCGAGAUGGAGGUGCUGAAAGGUUUGGAUCAGCCUCAUAUUGUGAAGUUUCUGGACUGGUUCGAAUCGAAAGAUAAGUUCUACCUCGUAUUUGAGGAAGCAACCGGCGGCGAGCUGUUCGAGCGCAUACUGCAACGCGGCAGAUUCACCGAAGUAGACGCAGCGCGGGUGAUCAAAGCAGUAACAAGCGCUAUUCAAUAUCUACAUCACUACAACAUCGUACAUCGCGAUGUAAAACCGGAGAAUAUCCUUUAUCGCUCCAAGGCCGAGGAUGCCAAUGUUGUCCUCGUCGAUUUUGGCAUCGCAAAGCAUCUAAAAAAUGAAGAUGAGGUGCUCACCAGCGUAGCAGGCAGCUUGGGAUACGCUGCGCCUGAAGUUCUGGCAAAGAAGGGGCACGGCAAGGCGGUGGAUAUGUGGGGCAUAGGAGUAAUUUGUUACACCCUCCUCUGCGGGUAUACACCAUUCCGGUCGGACGACCCGAGCAAGUUGUCGGAAGAGACACAGCGGGGUAAGAUUGAAUUCCACGACCGCUAUUGGAAGAAAGUCAGCAAUGAGGCGAAGGACUUUGUCAAGGCGUGCCUGACGGUUGAUGCAGCCAAAAGGCUUACGGCAGAUGAGGCGAUGAGGCAUCCCUGGCUGACAGACCCAGCCGGUGUAGCGCCUGAGCACGACAUCAGUGCCGGCCUGCGCGAGAAUUACCGACGGAGGUGGAAGACGGCGAUCAAUGCUGUGCGUGCUGGAGCGCGCUUCAGGACGAUCGCAGUGCUUGCGGGACAGCAGAAUGCAGCUGCGUCAGGAGGAGGGGGAGGAGACACACACGCGAGCAAGAAGAAGCAGAAGCACGAGCUCAUUUCGGAUGGUGAGGAUGAGGACGGGGAGGACGAGUUCUAUGACAUGGACGACAAGCCGCGCCCGAGCGAUGAGGCCAGCCUGAAAAAAAACUGA
This is a messenger RNA of Tilletiaria anomala UBC 951, 1146 nucleotides long. RefSeq names its product Pkinase-domain-containing protein. Gene Ontology annotation, biological process: cellular response to oxidative stress; protein phosphorylation. The transcript is spliced from 5 exons. NCBI's taxonomy places the organism in Eukaryota, Fungi, Basidiomycota, Exobasidiomycetes, Georgefischeriales, Tilletiariaceae. The coding region runs from base 1 to 1146 and encodes 381 amino acids. Gene Ontology annotation, molecular function: ATP binding; calcium/calmodulin-dependent protein kinase activity. The record is from RefSeq and is a predicted model, not a curated record.